Owenia fusiformis is the source of this 1752-nucleotide messenger RNA. The record is from the annotation of a GenBank genome assembly. NCBI's taxonomy places the organism in Eukaryota, Metazoa, Annelida, Polychaeta, Sabellida, Oweniidae.
CUAUUUUAACUCUACUAUUUUCCCUUUGAACUUGAUUUUCAGCUUUAUAAUGUGAACUUCGUUUGUAUAUAUGUCAUAUAUAGCGUUUUGUGAUAAAAUAAUACGAUUGUAUUGGAUUUAUUUCAUAAUAACAUUUCACUCGGUUUGCUCACGUUAUAUUCCAAAAUGGCUGCCGCAGCCCAAGCCGCGCUUUUGGAUGAAUUGAUGGGCAGAAAUCGUAAUUUUGCCCCAAAUGAUAAAUCUCACGAAGCCCACUGGAGUGAUGACCAGGUCUGCAAACAUUUCCUUUGUGGUUUCUGCCCGUGUGAACUGUUUGUCAACACAAGAGCAGAUCUAGGUACUUGUGAAAAGCUUCAUGAUGACUCACUCAAAAAAGACUAUGAAAACAGCUCAAGGAAUGGCAAAAUGGGGUAUGAGGAGGACUUUAUUAGGUACUUACAGAGUCUACUCUCUGAUGUGGAGCGUAGGAUACGUAGAGGGCAUGCUAGACUGGCACUGAACAGCCAGAACCAGACUUCCUCUGGGUCCCACGGACGAGAGGAGAAGAUACAGAUGUUAACUGGAAGAAUCAAUGAACUUGUAGAGCAGGCAGAGGAACUUGGCUGUGAGGGGAAGGUAGAAGAGGCUCAAGGUGUUAUGAAACUCUGUGAUCAACUCAGAGAGGAGAGACAGCAGCUAGAGUCCGGUGGCUCUGAGAACAUGUUAGCUCUUAAGGAAAUGGAAGUCUGCAACGUGUGUGGCGCAUUCCUGAUUGUUGGUGAUGCCCAGCAACGUCUAGCUGAACACCUUAUAGGAAAACAACACAUGGGUUACGCCAAAGUCCGUGCAACCAUCGAACUGUGGCAGGGACCUUCAAAAGGCUUCCUCCCCGAAGCCCUGAAGGAAAUGACUGUGUGUUCUGUCUGUGGGGCUCUGCUGGUUGUGGGUGACGUGGCCCAGAGGGUAGAUGAACAUCUUAUGGGCAAACAACACAUGGGAUACGCACAAGUCAGGGCAUAUGUGGAGUCAUCCCAGAACAAGAGGCGCAAUGAGACAGCAGAGAGAGAAGCUAAGUUAUUGAAAGAGCGGGAAGACAGGGAGAAAGAGCGAGAGAAAGAACGAGAGGAUCGUCAAAGAGAAAGAGAAGAACGAGAGAAAAAACGAGAAGAAAGAAGGAAAAGAUCCCGCAGUAGGAGCAGGAGGAGUCGCAGUAGAGACAGAAGACGUAGAUCAAGAUCACGAAGUAAAGGACGUAAAAGAAGAUCACGCAGCAGGUCACGGGACAAAAAGCGAUCACGCAGCAGGGACAGACGACGAUCAAGAAGUCGAGACAGACGGCGGUCAAGAAGUCGGGACAGGCGAUCAUCCAGGCGAUCAAGAAGUAGAGAUAGGCGACAUCGUUCAAGAGAUCGUUCCCGGGAUAGAAGACAUAGAUCUCGUGAUAGAUCCAGGACAAAAGACAAAGAAAGAUCAUCUCGGGAUAAAGAUAGAUCCUCGAGGGCCAAAUCUAGGGAUAAGUCUAAAGAUAGUGCAAAGGACAAAGCAGAUGGUGAUAAAGCAGAAACAAAGGAGCAGGAGGAGAAAACAACAGAAUCUGCUGUUACAGAGAAUGGAGAUGGUUCACCAAGUUUAAUGUGCAUACAUAUAAAGUCAUCUCCGCGUGAACUAGGAAUAAUACAACGUGUAUGCUGUGACAAAAGGAUCCAAUGGACACUUUCACUUCCACUGGGACAGAGGCUGCUAUAUUUGCAGUUUGGAAUGUAUCAACCAUGA